Molecule: messenger RNA, 885 nt
Organism: Camelina sativa (false flax)
Lineage: Eukaryota; Viridiplantae; Streptophyta; Magnoliopsida; Brassicales; Brassicaceae
Product: UPF0548 protein At2g17695
Source: RefSeq, a predicted model, not a curated record
GAACGGAACACAUGAGUGAGGAGGAUUAGGAUGAUAAAUCUCUGGAGCUCUCCACUAACCAAAUGAAUUUGGUGGGAUUAAACGCCUCUGAAUUGUGAAGCUUGCAGUUGUUGUCAGUGGUUGUGGAAGAGGAGAUGGUGUUCUUAAGUUGGGGUCGUCCAUCUUCAGAGCAGCAGCAACAAGUACUCAACAAAACAGGAACAUUCAAUUAUGACAACAAGUACAGAGGAGCUUCUUCUAAGUCUAUAGCUAAACUUAAGGAAGACUCAGAGAUAGAUAAAGAUGGAUUCUUGAUCAAUCAUGCUCGUGUUCUAGUCGGUUCUGGUAAAGAGAGUUAUGAGAAGGGGGAAAAUGCUCUCCAGACUUGGAAGCAUUUUGGUAUGGGUUGGACAUUUGUUGAUCCUGAAACUCCAGUUGAAACCGGUAACAAGUUUUGCAUCUGUGUGAAAGAAGUACUUCCAUGGGUGAUGCUUCCUCUUCAAGUGGUUUAUGUCGAUGAAAGCCGCAAAUCUAGAAAAGGCCCUGCGCAUUUCGGGUACGGGAGCGGCACUCUUCAGGGACAUUUACUGGCUGGAGAAGAACGGUUUUCAAUAGAGCUUGACGGUAAUGGUCAAGUUUGGUAUGAGAUAACGUCCUUCUCUAAGCCAGCUCAUUUCUUGUCGUUCCUGGGAUAUCCUUAUGUGAAGCUAAGGCAGAAGCACUUUGCUCGUCAUUCUUCUGAAGCAGUGCUCAAACAUCUCAAUGCUUCUUGAUGAUCGAUACCCGAAAUAUGAAGAUAUAUAUAUUUUAAGUUGUAUUUACGAUAGAAGUUGUUGCAUAUACACUUUGUCUAUACUGAAAACCGAAGCUUAAAGGGUAAGUUUUUAAUUCAGAUGAUUGGUACUA